Messenger RNA from Planococcus citri (citrus mealybug), 1203 nucleotides. Its product is annotated as parkin coregulated gene protein homolog. Bases 420 to 1187 code for a protein of 255 amino acids. Lineage: Eukaryota; Metazoa; Arthropoda; Insecta; Hemiptera; Pseudococcidae. The record is from RefSeq and is a predicted model, not a curated record. Gene Ontology annotation, molecular function: Hsp90 protein binding; Hsp70 protein binding. The transcript has 5 exons.
UCGUAUUCAUCAUUCGUUACACUAUUCACGUCACAUUAAUCUCAUUACAAUUAGCUAUACCUACUAUGGAAAGACUAAACAACAAAUAAUGGAAUUGCCUUCAGACUUCAGCUAUCCGUCGUAAUCGUAAUAAAAACCACCUCGGUCAAUUCUUCAGAUAAAGCCUGGGCAAGUAAUUAUUCCGCUUGAUUGAAAUUUAAGCAAACUCCGUUCUCAAACGCACAUGACUAAAAAAAAGGCACGCGUUUCUGUAAUUAUUUAUUCGUCGCUACGUGGCAACCAAAUCAAUGAAAUUCCCUUACAAGAUUCGAAUCUAACGCAAUGCAUCGGUCUGAGAAUUUUUUUAAAACAACAAACAACCAGACCAAGUUGUGUAUCUUUCGACUAGUUCGUUCGAUGGGAAACUUACAAGAUCAUAAAUGAAACAACAGACCGCCAACGAAAAUACUCGUGACGCCGAUCUACAAGUGAACCUCAUUUGUAAACGAUAUUUCAUUCAGAGAAAGCCUCAAACACCCUGCGUGCAACGCGUAGUACCCGGAUUUUCGGUGCAAUCGUAUCAAAAAAAUGUCACUGUCGAUUCGCCGCCAAAAGCCAUGGUGAAAAAAUCGUGUAUCGGGAAGACGUUAUUUCGAAUGUAUUACAACAGAGGAGACAUACCAGUUUGUAUGGAAUUUCGAAACCGAAAUAAAAUAGCUUGGAAGGUAGAUAUCGACGGUAUCGAUUAUCGACAUUAUUUACCCAUAUUUUUCGACGGAUUACGCGAGAUCGAACAUCCUUAUAAAAUACUCGCUAGGCAAGGUAUCAAAGACAUGCUGGAGCAUGGAAAAACUAAACUUUUACCUGUGAUACCACAAAUUAUUAUACCUAUCAAAAAAGCUUUAAAUACUAGAAAUAUAGACAUUAUUUGCUGCACGUUGAAAAUUCUCCAGCAACUGGUCACCUCUGCAGACAUGAUAGGUGAAACUUUAGUACCUUAUUACCGACAAAUCUUACCAGUGCUGAACAUUUAUAAAGAUACAAAUACAAACGUGGGAGAUGAUAUCGAUUACAGUCAACAGAAAGAACAAAACGUAGGAGACGCUGUACAAGAGACUUUGCAAAUAUUAGAAAGGUACGGAGGACAAGAUGCGUUUAUAAAUAUCAAAUACAUUAUUCCAACGUACGAAUCUUGCAUCUUGCAUUGAGAACUACGUCAUCAAA